This is a messenger RNA of Phymastichus coffea, 1823 nucleotides long. RefSeq lists its product as uncharacterized. The coding region runs from base 190 to 1584 and encodes 464 amino acids. NCBI's taxonomy places the organism in Eukaryota, Metazoa, Arthropoda, Insecta, Hymenoptera, Eulophidae. The transcript has 7 exons. The record is from RefSeq and is a predicted model, not a curated record.
CGCAGACGAGUUUUCGAGCCUCUCUUUUUCGACCAAUGACUGGGGCGCAGGAUCACGCCGAAUCCAUCCGCGAUCAAUAGUGCCGCCAGAAUUUCCACGGGGCGAAGCCGCGCGCCUUGUCCGGCAGACGCUCGUCGCGUUCAUUUGGUCGGGAUCGUCGAUCGCGCAUCGUCACUUGCGGAUUGCAUCAUGAGAGCGGCGACCGCAGAGAGCGAAGCGAACGACACUGCCAUACAGCCUCGGAAAUAUGGCACUCGCCGUAAUCGGUGCGCCACCGACCAACGUUGGAUCAUCUAUUUCGUGGUGUUUUUCAUUCUCUGGCUGGCGUGCUGGCUCCUCGUCCACGACAGAAAGGAUCGCCAUAUCCAGUCCGACAACGCGUUGCAGGAACUUCCAGAACUCGGCUACGUUCUACCAGAUGAAUCCGAGUUUAGCGUAUCUUACUGGGGCAAAUCUUGGAUUUUCGAUGCCGUUACGUUUAACGUCGGCUACUUGAAGGCGCAUUACAACAGGAGCGGGUCGAUCGUACUAUUCAUCAACCUAUUGCUCUCCGCCGGCUUGAUCCUUUACGGAUUUACUUCGAUCCUCUCGGCUCGCAUGUCCAGCAAGCAAAUGCGCUACUUCGCCAGACCUCUAGUGUGCUUUCUCUUCUAUUACCGCUUCCUCAUGUACUUUCCAAGCCGCUUGCAGCUGAUGAACUUGAUCUUCUUCGACACAAAGAUCAAUUAUUGGCUGAUACCAGAACUGAUAGUUAUUGUAGUUUUGCUAAUAAAGCCGUCGCUCGAGAGAAAUUCCAGAGGCAGGGAUGCCCACGUCAAUGAGAAAAUAAAUUUUCAGAUGUUCAUGGGAUACGUCAGUGUGGUUGGCGUUACCCUCUUCGUGUCUCUGGAAGUCUUGAUGUUGCUGACAGCAGCGCGCGGCUACGCGUUAGGCUGGGACAACCCAGCCUUUUACAUGAUCGCCGGACUGAGCUGCUACGUAGGCCUUACCUUCUACCACUUCGGACUGAUGGUGAUAUCUUGCGCGACCAGCAUCUCGUUCGAGAGUCGGAAAGCCAGCCUGAAAGAUCUGGCACGAGCGAUUGGCGUUGUCGGCCGGUAUCAUUUCGGAACGGCCUGUUACCACGCGACCCUCGUAUUCCCCAGAGUGCGUACCACCGUGCUGACGAUGAACGCGCCUGCAUUCGGCAAGCUGCCGGUGUCCAUGGCAGCUCACAGACUUUGCGUGUCGCACUUCAACGUUCACGGCAUAUCGGCGGUUUCGACCGCUGUGCACGGGCGCAAUCAUUCGUCGUCGAUCAGGGAGCUGCUGCGGCUUUUCAGUGACGAUGCGCCGAUAGCGAGACGUUGCCAACAUUUCGGGGCAAUCUGCGCAAGUUUUCUGGCGCUCAUGAUAGGCAUGAACAAUCUGUCGUUUACGCUGCUGUGCAUCCACGGCGUCGUAUUCGGGCCUCUCUUCGCGAUGGGCACGUGGAUGAUGUACCUCACGGUGAUGUUUUUCAACUACAUAUUCAUGAGAGCUCACGACGCGGCUGCGGACACGAUUUGGCUGCUCGUCAAUAAAGAGGAGGAAGUCGAGUUCUAGUUGCGACUUUUACAAGCGGAACUGACGAGAUUACUUGCGAUUCGCUCGACCUACGUAUUAUUGUCGUCGAGUCUCGAUAAGCAGUUGCGCUCUUUUUCUGGACAAUCUUUUAUUGACUUGCUCGCGUCAUCGACGGGGAUUUCACGGGAAAGGCGAAUUUUUCAUUUACGAAUUAGUUGUGUCCUCGUCAUGUCGUCUGCCCAUUUUAUAUUAAAAACUUGUAUUUUUUUUGACAAUAA